CUCGUCUCCCUCACUCUUUCAGUCCCCCCAAAUCACCACCAUGGACGCCAAGUUGUUACAACCUUCAGUCCCCAACAUUUCAGUCUACAGUACCAUAAAGUCCUCAAGACCCGAUUCCCAUUUGGUCUCCAAGAUCAUUCUUACAACCUCCAGCCAUAGCUUUCCAUGCAAUCCAGAAAGAAAACAGACCCUUAAUGCUGCUAUGGCCCUGCAAGCUUCUUCUUCUCCAUCCCAUCUCAUCGGAUAUUCAGGGAAGAAAAGGGUAGAUGCGAGUGAAAGCUUGACUCUAGACAGUAUUAGACACUCUUUGAUUCGACAAGAGGAUGACAUAAUAUUUAGCCUUUUGGAGAGGGCACAGUAUUGUUACAAUGCUGACACUUAUGACCGUGAUGCCUUCUCAAUGGAAGGAUUUCAUGGUUCGCUGGUGGAAUUCAUGCUCAGGGAAACUGAAAAGCUCCAUGCGCAGGUUGGCAGAUACAAGAGCCCAGAUGAGCAUCCUUUCUUCCCGGGACAUUUACCAGAGCCAAUGCUUCCUCCUUUGCAGUAUCCACAGGUUCUACAUCCUUGUGCUGGUUCGAUUAAUAUAAACAACAAAGUUUGGAACAUGUAUUUUAGAGAUCUUCUUCCCAGAUUAGUCAAACAAGGAGAUGAUGGUAAUUGUGGAUCAGCUGCUGUUUUUGACACCCUUUGCUUGCAGGCACUCUCGAAGAGAAUCCACUAUGGUAAAUUUGUUGCAGAGGCAAAAUUCCGACAAUCCCCUGCAGACUAUGAGCCUGCCAUUAGAGCACAAGACAGGAUGCAAUUGAUGAGCUUGCUGACAUUUGAAACAGUGGAAGCAGCUAUCAAGAAGAGAGUAGAGAUGAAAACUAAAACACUUGGCCAGGAGGUCAAAAUCAACCAAGACGAAGACGAUGCUAAUCCUGUAUAUAAGAUCAAGCCAAAUCUAGUUGCCGCUCUGUAUGGGGAUUGGAUCAUGCCUCUCACAAAGGAAGUUCAGGUUGAAUACCUAUUGAGAAGACUGGAUUAGCUCCAAGAGAGAUUAUAUUUGGGCAGUUAGCCAGUCAUAUUCUAUUUUAGAUUUUAGUCCAAGCUUGGAUUUUAUUUUAUAGUUAAUUGAUGUGAAUGACUUCUAGUUGUUUCGAUUCAACUUGUUGUUGGGAACAUUGUUUGCUAAUAAGAUCAGUAGAGGAAGGAUUCAUUGUUCAUCCUGCUGGGCGUACUUCAAAUCCCUCUCUACAAAAUCAAAUAACAAUGAAGGGCUAGGCUUUAUUAUGAUUUAUACUGUAACUUUCUAAAUAUA
Messenger RNA from Rosa rugosa (rugosa rose), 1300 nucleotides. RefSeq names its product chorismate mutase 3, chloroplastic. Gene Ontology annotation, biological process: chorismate metabolic process; aromatic amino acid biosynthetic process. Gene Ontology annotation, cellular component: cytoplasm. The coding region runs from base 41 to 1027 and encodes 328 amino acids. The record is from RefSeq and is a predicted model, not a curated record. Lineage: Eukaryota; Viridiplantae; Streptophyta; Magnoliopsida; Rosales; Rosaceae. Gene Ontology annotation, molecular function: chorismate mutase activity. The transcript has 6 exons.